CUGAAUUUGAAAGAAGAAGCAAAAUGAAGACUUUUAUAAUAGUCUCCCUCCUAUCUUGUGUUCUUGCUAUGCCACCUACAGGUUGGCCUAUUUCUGUUGAUAUGGGUUGCAGUAAGUAUAUCUCUGCAGUUGCUUGCUCUUUUGAGUUUACCAACAUUGCAAACGAGGCUCUUUAUCUAUUGAAACGUGGUACACCUCUUGAAGGACUCUUCUCUCAAUUUCUCACCGUCUCUGUUGCUGGUAGUCCUGUUGAAUAUGAUGGGCCAUUUGUUUUCUAUACUCCUCUUACAAAGGAUGAGUUUGUUCUCUUGAAGGCAGGUGAAAGAAUUUCUGCGUCAGUCCAAAUCACUGAUGCAUUUAGCAUUGAUACUGAUGGUCUCUACACUGUACAGUACAGUAAGCCUUUACUGUAUCUGUCAGUGAAUGAGAUGAGUGAACUGUCUAAUGGCCAAUUAAGGGAAUCAACAGUACAGGAAUCUAUUCACAUCUAUUUGGAGGACACUCAUGCUCUCCUAAAACCAAGGAGGCCAAAGGAAACUGAUAAAAUUGACUACACUGUUAACAUUGAAUCCUGCAGCACUGCUAGCUUUACUGGCAGUAAAAACAACAGUGGAACACUGGAUGCUCAUAAGAGGCUCUGUGCCGGAAUUGAUAAAGUUAAAGGUAAACUUAAAAACAACAAACUCUACAGAACCUGGUUUGGUGCAUAUGACGCUAGCAGGUUUACUACAGUAUCAAAUGUAUACAACUACAUGAGGAAUGGAUUGGCUUCAAAAUCAGUUAGAUAUUACAACAAUGGCCCAUCAUGCAAGUCCAACUGGGUAGCUUAUACUUACAGAUCAUACUCAGGCACUACUGUGUAUCUUUGCAAUUCGUUCUAUAAGUAUCCAACAGCCUGCAGGGGUACAAAAUAUACUAAGGAACGUGUUCUCCUUCAUGAAUGGGCUCAUGCUCUAGGUGGUCGUAGUGAUGAAGCUUAUUAUGCUGAUAAUUGCAAGAAAUUAGCAAAGAAUGAGCCAGCUAGAGCCAUUAAAAAUGCUGACAGCUUUAGUUUCCAUUACUGUAAAAGUCAGUAAGCUGAUCAAGUCAAGCCAAGAACAUUAUACAGAAAUCAUGCAACACUAUAGGCCAUGUACUUUUCUUUAAUAAUAAUAAAUUAAUUUACUAUAAUACUUUCCACAUUUUAGAAUUGUUCUUUGGCUUCAAUAAUAAAAUUUCAAAUAUU
Amphimedon queenslandica is the source of this 1225-nucleotide messenger RNA. RefSeq names its product extracellular protease-like. The transcript is spliced from 2 exons. Lineage: Eukaryota; Metazoa; Porifera; Demospongiae; Haplosclerida; Niphatidae. Gene Ontology annotation, molecular function: metalloendopeptidase activity. Bases 24 to 1076 code for a protein of 350 amino acids. The record is from RefSeq and is a predicted model, not a curated record.